Xenopus tropicalis (tropical clawed frog) is the source of this 1844-nucleotide messenger RNA. It is a transcript of the gene csrnp1, whose product is annotated as cysteine-serine-rich nuclear protein 1. The coding region runs from base 95 to 1819 and encodes 574 amino acids. The transcript has 5 exons. The record is from RefSeq and is marked provisional. Gene Ontology annotation, cellular component: nucleus. NCBI's taxonomy places the organism in Eukaryota, Metazoa, Chordata, Amphibia, Anura, Pipidae.
GAGCAGCGCAGGGAGCACAUCGCUACCGCCGGACUAUGAGCAGCAACUAGCGCCGCCAGCGCCCCAUUGUGCAGCAGGAGCCCGGGCAAGGCCUAUGAAACGCGCAACCAUGAGCGGGGUCCUGAAGCGCAAAUACCAGGCGUUGGAAGAGGACUCCAACUACUCAUCUUCCUCUGCGUCGCCGUCUUCUUCCCUGACGUCAUCGGGCAGCGACUCGGACGAGGAUUACAGCCACGAUGCCAAGCUCUUCAUCACGGAUUUUACCCCCACAUCCAUAUUAAAGAAAGAGAAGCGCUUUAAGAAGAACAAGGUUUUGUUCGACCGGGUGGUGGUGUUUUACUUCCAGCGAUGUCAGGGGUUCACCAGCGUCCCCAGCCGAGGCGGCUGCACGCUCGGAAUGAAGCGAAGGCACAGCUACAGCAGGCAGUACACGUUGGAAGAGUUCUCCAAGGAGCAGCUGAGCCGGCGGAGGGAAAAACUGAAAGAGAGGUUAAAAGAGGAGAAACUCGAGUCUUUAAGGAACAUGCUAACGUUGAAUGGUACCAUAGUGUCUCAAAAAGCCAACAACCUCUCCAUCGACGACAUCUGCGACGAGGACAUUGACAUGAACGGCGCCGAAGUUGAAGACGGUUUCUCUCCGCGGAUGUACCCACCCAGGGAACGGCGGGCUUUGCUCAAAAGGGAAGGUGUCAAGAAGAUUGACAAAUCGGAGAAACAUGAGCUUAAUGAGAUCCGACGCUCCAGGGAAGACUGCGGCUGCAACUGUCAGGAUUUUUGUGAGCCGGAGACCUGCAGCUGUACCAUAGCCGGGAUUAAGUGCCAGAGAGACCAUUCGAUGUUCCCAUGCGGAUGUACAAAAGACGGUUGCGGCAACCGGAAUGGAAGAGUGGAAUUUAAUUCAUCCCGGGUUCAAACCCACUUCCUCCACACGGUCAUGAGGCUGGAGCUGGAGGAGAAGCAUCAAAACAACGACCGCAAAUUAGAAGCCGAGGAUUCUGCGAACGAGCGGCUGAAUCCAUUUGCGGGCGUGCCGGUGGGCAAAGGCUCGAGCGAGGAGAGGGCUACCCCAUUAACGCCGGCGUUUCAGUUCAGCAUGGAUAUCGAAGUCGCCGGGGACGACAGCUGCAGCAGCGACAUGACCGAUACCUCUUCUUCGUCCAAUCAGAGCGAAGACUCUGAAGAGCCAUACGAAGCUGCUUCCUCGGAUAAAUCCCAGCUGGACGUCGACGACGACUACCUGGCGAGGAUUCUUCAUUUCAACGACUCCGAAUACGAGGAGAAUAGCAGUGACUGUCAGGAUAACCUGAGCUUUUUCCACCCGACAGAUUUCUUUUGCGACAACGUUUACCAGCCAAUCUCCGGCACGGACAAACCUGCUUCCGGCCCCUACUCGAGCUCUUUCCCCAAGUGCAUCGAUGAUAAUGCCAACCAGGACGCCAGCUGUUUCUCUGACGAGGUGGCAUCUUUAACCACUUCUGAUGGACCUUCUGACUAUAGUUCCUCGCAGGCGGAGUCGCACUCCAAGAGCUACACGGAUAUCAGCCUCUCCUCGGAUUCCUUGGAUUUAUUUCAGGCGUAUCCAGACUACAAUCUUGGACCCCUUUACAACUCCUUGAAGGAAUAUGAAAAUUUGGAUAACUUAUCCUUUCAGCUACCUACCUUCCCCGGAAUUGCUCCAUCCGGAGACCAGACUACUUGCUUUCUGGAAUCCUUAAUUGGCCUGUCCGAGUCCAUUCCCGAUACCCCCGUCCCUUUUACAGACAAUCAGCUUUUGGAAGAUGCCUUCAAGUCGUCCUUAAUGGAAACGAUGACCGUCUAAAUGAGGAAGGGGUGAAAAAAAAAAA